GAGAGGAAGUUGUUGGCUGCUGCCUGGGAACAGUAGUGGCUACGAGACCGCAGAAAUGUUGAUAAGGACUCUUUAACAUCAACAAAUUAUAUCUGUGCAUUAUUAGAUACUCGCAUUUUGGAAUAGAUCGAACGGCAAAUGUGCAAAAUGGAUGACAGUGCGUAUAUCAUAGAAUAAAAAGUACUUCUCUGUUCCAUGUCAACCCCGGAAGUGUUGCUUACAAGGCUAGCUUUCGAGAUGCUAGCUAGUCAAUCCGUUAGCUAAAUUGCUGUUUUAGUUUUACAGAAGCAUUGUUCUAUCACGUUUUUGUCGCGAUUAUGCUUGAAUCCCAUUGCAUAUAAAAUGGUGCAGAAUGGCAACGUGAAGUCCAUACUGUUUCAGUGAAGAUAACAACUGCCAUCUGGCAAGCAACCUGUUUUACCUACCACAUCUGCAAGAUGAUGAGACCACAGAGGGAAUCCGUAUAGUAGGUUCUAGGUUUCGACACCAAAGUCGCGUUAUAACACCGCGUUAUACACUACCCGAAACGCAUUUCUAUACCCUUAGGGCAUCUGUGGAUAUCAUAUCAAUGAUCGUUUGUCUCCGGCUGUCAGAACUCAGUGCAGGCUGCCGACACCAUGAGUGCCAAAUUUGGACUGAUCAACUACAACUCCCGCAAGCACAUCUCCAUCUCCGUGCCCUCCUCCUCCGCAGACGCCAUGUCCCCACACAUCAAGUCUGUUGAGGAGCUGAAAGUCUUGGGCAUCAACCUGCACACCUUCACCCCUCCUGCUCAGUUCUUCAUCUGUGUGGCAGGGGUCUUCGUCUUUUACCUCAUCUAUGGCUACCUACAGGAGCUGAUCUUCUCUGUGGAGGGGUUCAAGCCCUUCGGUUGGUACCUCACCUUAGUGCAAUUUGGCUUCUACUCCAUGUUUGGCCUGGUGGAGCUGCAGCUGACUCAGGACAAACGGAGAAGAAUCCCUGGGAAAACCUACAUGAUGAUAGCAUUUUUAACUGUUGGGACCAUGGGUCUUUCGAACACAUCUCUGGGAUACCUGAAUUAUCCCACUCAAGUGAUCUUCAAGUGCUGCAAGCUCAUUCCUGUGAUGAUAGGAGGAGUAUUCAUACAAGGGAAACGCUACAAUGCAAUCGACGUGUCCGCUGCUCUCUGCAUGAGUCUGGGCCUCAUCUGGUUCACUCUGGCGGACAGCACGGUUGCACCAAACUUUAAUGUGACCGGGGUGAUGCUCAUCUCCCUGGCCCUGUGUGCGGAUGCCGCCAUUGGGAACGUGCAGGAGAAGGCCAUGAAGCUGCAUAACGGCUCCAACUCUGAGAUGGUGCUGUACUCCUACUCCAUCGGCUUUGUUUACAUCCUGCUGGGCCUGCUGUGUGUCGGGGGACUCGGACCAGCCGUCGCCUUCUGCUCACAGCACCCGGUGACGACGUACGGCUAUGCCUUCUUCUUCUCCCUCACCGGCUACAUCGGCAUCUCCUUCGUCUUGGCCCUCAUCAAGCUGUUUGGCGCCCUCGUAGCCGUCACAGUGACAACAGGACGAAAAGCCAUGACGAUAGUGCUGUCGUUCAUGUUCUUCUCUAAGCCAUUCACAUUUCAGUACAUCUGGGGAGGGCUGCUGGUGGUGCUUGGUAUCUUCCUGAACGUAUACAGUAAGAACAAGGACAAGAUGAAGCUGCCAUCCCUGGCAGAGAUACGCAGCCGGCUACUGAGGGAACGCAAAGCUCGGAUGCUCUCACAGAACGUCUAGCUCGGACUGGUUUUUUUUUCCGUCUUUAUCUCUCGGGACGCUGUUGGACCUCGGACGGUGGAUUCAGUUGUCCAGGCCAUUCAUUGGUGAAGAUGUGAAGCCAUGGGGCUGAUGUAAACCUCCUAAGGACCAGCAGGCGGUCCCAUUCCUAUCACACAAGACGCUUUGGUCUUUGACGAAGACUCAUAUCAAAGGGAAACUGUUGACACAAGAAAAAGCCAAAAAACUAAAGCACAGAUUUGCACUAGAUAACGGUGACCUAAAUCAAUUGUGCAGGACUUAUUGUUGGAAGGAGAGACCAGUUUGACGGUUGGUUGCGUACAGACAGACAGACUGUUAACGGGCCAUGUCCAAGUUGAAUGUGUUGAACCCGAUGGGAUCUGGGAUCAUCUUGGGAUCAUCUUCUUAAAAACAGUGAAAUCUUCACCUGCACGUGCCACAAGAAGUAACUUCUUUUUAUGUUGUUUUUCUUUUUUUUUUCUUGUCUUUUCCGAAUCAUGUGUGUACAUUUCCAUAAUCUAUUUUAAUUUAUAUCUCUUGAUUGUAAUGAACAUGAGGGUGUAACGGACUAACUGAAAAAAAAAAGAAGUUACGGUAUCUUCAAAGGAACAAACGUGUCAACUGCCAUAUUUGCUAACCGUUUGUCUGUUGGUGAAUGGACAGGUCUUUUUACAUUAAAAAAAAGAAAAC
Engraulis encrasicolus (European anchovy) is the source of this 2432-nucleotide messenger RNA. RefSeq names its product solute carrier family 35 member B3 (gene slc35b3). Gene Ontology annotation, molecular function: 3'-phosphoadenosine 5'-phosphosulfate transmembrane transporter activity. Gene Ontology annotation, cellular component: Golgi membrane; endoplasmic reticulum membrane. Bases 618 to 1742 code for a protein of 374 amino acids. Gene Ontology annotation, biological process: transmembrane transport. The record is from RefSeq and is a predicted model, not a curated record. Lineage: Eukaryota; Metazoa; Chordata; Actinopteri; Clupeiformes; Engraulidae. The transcript is spliced from 10 exons.